Xenopus laevis (African clawed frog) is the source of this 2704-nucleotide messenger RNA. RefSeq names its product calcium/calmodulin-dependent protein kinase II inhibitor 2 S homeolog (gene camk2n2.S). Lineage: Eukaryota; Metazoa; Chordata; Amphibia; Anura; Pipidae. Gene Ontology annotation, cellular component: nucleus; cytosol. The coding region runs from base 451 to 690 and encodes 79 amino acids. Gene Ontology annotation, molecular function: protein kinase inhibitor activity; calcium-dependent protein kinase inhibitor activity; protein kinase binding. The record is from RefSeq and is a predicted model, not a curated record. The transcript is spliced from 2 exons.
UCCCUGUGCUUCCCUCACCCUGCCCCGUGCAUGUUUCAUCUCCACCAGGAACUACCCGCCCGCUCCAGUUCUCCUGAGUUCCUUUCAGUGAAGUUGAUUCCUUGUUUUGCUGCAGUGUCAUUGUUAUUCCGCACUCGCCUCCUGAUGUCAGACCUCCCCCCCCCGCGCAUGACGUCAUCCUGCCAUUGCUUCUCCCUAUGAUGUAGAAUUCUCUAGCUUUCCCUCAAACCUCUCCAUAGAGCUGGGAGCCACCGUGUUGUUGCUGCUUCCUGCAGGCUCCGCGGGUAUUGCCCAGUGUCCACGCCGGUGCCUCCCAAUCGGCUGGAGCCAGGAGAUCGCUCUGUGUUCUUUGUGCCAAACACCUAUCUUUUGCUAAACCGCCAUUAGCGUCCCCGCCCCCUCCUAUUUGUACAAAGCGAGGUCUUCUUGGAGCCCUCCGGUGCAGCCGACAUGUCUGAGAUCCUGCCCUACAGUGAUGAGAAGAUGGGGCAUUAUGGUUCUGAUGGAGAGGUCGGCCAGAUCUCUUUCAGCUGUCGUCUGCAAGAUACAAGCGCCUUCUUUGGGGGCAACCAGCAGAAAAGACCCCCCAAACUGGGGCAGAUUGGGAGAGCCAAGAGAGUUGUUAUUGAAGAUGACAGAAUAGACGAGGUGCUGAAGGGGGUGUCGGACAAGUCUCCCUCCGGAGUAUAAGGUGGAAGUGGUUGCUCUUCAGCGCACACACUCCUCCCUGAUUUGUAAGCACUUUUGGCUGUGCAUGUUUGUGGACAUGGAGAAGAAGGAAAGGCUUUGAGGCUGCUGGCAAAUCUCCACCCUCCACCUUGAUCCAGACCCUCUGCAGGUCUCUUGACGGUGCCAUCAGGCUCCCUACCACAUGAAUAGGGAGCUGUCCAUUUCAGCACCUUUCUCUGUAACUUCUCAUGGUCUUUCAUCCUGGGCUUUGGGGGCAGUGAUGAGUCUAAGUCCAUGUUAUAGCUAACCCCCAGCAUUUGCCCCUAUGCCAAGAAGAUACUUGUAGACUGGAGCACCAUGGAGUCUGUGCCUGUCGACUCCAGCUAUUGCCAGGUGCUGCCUCCUGCUUCAGUGUACACUCCAGGGGUCUGUAGGCUGAUAGAAAUGCACUUUAUCAUUUGACAAUGAAUUGUCUGUAGUCAAGUAAUAAUCUUUGUGUGUGAAUGGACCCACAGGGAACAUACCUGCUCAUUAUCAUAUCUAUAUAUAUAUAUAUAUAUAUAUAUAUAUAUAUAUAUAUAUAGACAUGUGUCUGUCUAUAUAUAUACAUAUAUAGAGUCUAAAUUGUGAUAGUUUAUACCAUGUCUCCCCCACCCCACCCAUGUACCAGCAUCUUUUUAAUUGUGGGACAUAGACUGGGUAAAUGCAUCCCCUUCACUUGAUUUGAUUCACUUAGCCACAUGUACAAGAUACCAGCAGGUCGGAAGCAGAGCAGCUGGAGGGCGCAGAGCAGACACAGGCCGUCCCUUUGCUGACUAAAAACCAAGCAAGAAAAGACUUUAUUUGCUCCAUCUCUUGCAUGAGCUUCCGAUUUCAUCCCCUACCCAGCACGCUCCUUUUUAACAGGACUCCCUACAUUUGUAUUUUUAUAAAUAAAUCUUUGUUAAUAAUAAUAUGUAUUCUGAAAUAUGCUGGUGACCGUGUAAGCUCACAUCAGAGAUGCAGCCACCUUCAGGAUGCUGAAGCACUUUCAGCUGGUUUGAUGGAGGUGAUGGGCAGUCAAAAGGAGGUGCCCUUACCAGGGCUCAUAUAACAUGCAGGUACUGCCUACUGUGACUCACUGUCCCAGCUUUUUGUCCAUUCUGUACUGGUAACAUACACUAAUAUGUAGCUUGCUCUAUUUAUUAGGUCUUAUCCAUGGAUGACUAUAUACUAAGCUUUUUUUUAUAUAAUGCAAUCCUAUAUAUAUAUAUAUAUAUAUAUAUAUAUAUAUAUAUAUAUAUAUAUAUAUAUAUAUAUAUAUAUAUAUAUAUCUCUCUCAUUGGCUCAUAGUAGGUAUGUGUCCAUUUAAUGUUUCUGCACAUUUAACAUGAAUAUAAGCAUUCCACAAUAAUUAUCUCUACAGUGCUAAGCUUUGACUAUUACUUCCUUUAUAAUGCUUGUAUAUGAUUGCAUAGAUUUCUGCCUCAGCUUGCAGUUCCUUCGUGCAUCACUCUUACAUUCUUGAGCAACAGAUAUGUGACUUUUUUCUCUGUGCUUUUGCUGCCUGGCUCAAAAUGAACACAUUAUUUGUAAAUGCUGAUAUUCCUUAUACCACACUUAAAUUUCACCAGCAUUUGCAAAGCAGAUCCUCUCAUCUAGGGGCAUUUUGGAGAAUACACAUUAAAGUGGCAGUUUACACAUGAGCACUUGGUGAGAUGGCAUGUUAUAUGCCUGGUGAUGGCACCUCCAUUCCUGCUGGAAGUCAUGCUUUGGCCUGUGUGGAACAAAGGGCUCAAAUGGCCAGAAUAUUUGAUUACAUUUUGAAAUCUUAUACUGUGAAUGCAUCUGGAGAAUGAUGCGGAAAAAUCUAAGUGGUCUCUGAAUGUGAGAUAACAGCUCUUAACCGCCUCUUUGGGAUAAAAUAGUUGUGUUUUUAAUUUUGUACUUUCUUUUUUUGAAAAGCUUCUUGAGUUUUCUGCAUGGACUUUAGAUUCAAUAAUAAUAAUAAUCUAUCAUAUUUUGAUUCAAAUAAAGCAAUGCUGUGCCAUUCUGA